CUUUUUUUUUCUUUCUUUUUAUAUACACAAAAGAUUCUUAAUUUCGUUUUCUCUCAAUUUCUAAAUCCCAAAAACCCUCUUUCUUUUUUUUCUUGCACUCGAUCUCGCCAAUGGCCAACAGUAAUCUCCCUCGAAGAAUCAUAAAGGAAACUCAGCGUCUCCUCAGUGAACCAGCGCCUGGAAUUAGUGCCUCACCAUCAGAGGAUAAUAUGCGAUGUUUCAAUGUGAUGAUCCUUGGUCCAACACAAUCUCCAUAUGAAGGAGGGGUUUUCAAGUUGGAACUAUUUUUGCCUGAAGAAUAUCCCAUGGCGGCUCCCAAGGUCCGGUUUCUUACAAAGAUAUAUCAUCCUAACAUUGAUAAGGUCAGCUCUACCUGUUCCUUCCUCGAUAUUCUGAAAGACAAAUGGAGUUCGGCUCUCCAGAUUCGAACUGUACUUUUGAGCAUUCAAGCACUCUUGAGUGCUCCUAAUCCUGAUGAUCCACUCUCGGAGAACAUUGCUAAGCACUGGAAAACAAAUGAGGCCGAAGCCGUCGAGACAGCUAAGGAAUGGACCCGUUUGUAUGCGAGCGGUGCAUAAUAUGAGUGGUGGAAAUGUUAGCUCUCUUGAAAUGACAUUUUUAUGCAAUGUAAUUCGGAAAUUCAGAAGAAUUAAUGUUUGAAAGAGUCUGAUAGUAGCAUAGCUUCCGGUUGCAACCUGUUAAAUCAUUUCGGUUUGGAGUUGGAAGCAAGUGCAGUCUCAUCUCUGAGCUUGUAAGAUAAUAUAUACAUUGUUCUCUAAAACUCUGAAAUGCUCAAACCAAAGAAUUAUUCUCAAAUGUAGCAAAAUGUUUAAACGACAUAAUUGAAUCUAAUUGUUAAUUUAUUAAA
Gossypium arboreum is the source of this 868-nucleotide messenger RNA. Its product is annotated as ubiquitin-conjugating enzyme E2 36-like. Gene Ontology annotation, biological process: DNA damage tolerance; protein K63-linked ubiquitination. The transcript has 8 exons. The record is from RefSeq and is a predicted model, not a curated record. Bases 111 to 578 code for a protein of 155 amino acids. Lineage: Eukaryota; Viridiplantae; Streptophyta; Magnoliopsida; Malvales; Malvaceae. Gene Ontology annotation, molecular function: ubiquitin conjugating enzyme activity. Gene Ontology annotation, cellular component: nucleus.